This is a messenger RNA of Cylicocyclus nassatus, 1617 nucleotides long. NCBI's taxonomy places the organism in Eukaryota, Metazoa, Nematoda, Chromadorea, Rhabditida, Strongylidae. The record is from the annotation of a GenBank genome assembly.
CGAGAAAGCAGGCUGUCUACUAUCUAGUGGCUCGAAUCACUUGCGGUCAACAAUUUUAGCCAAUCCAGCAAUUUUUAAAAGCUUCAACGUUGAGAACGUCAACUGUCAAAAAUGCGAAUUACCUAUGUCAUCAUUCGUAUCAUCAUCAUGCAUUUAUCUCUGUUCCUGUGCAACAUCUCGUCUGAAGAGACGUUUACAAGAUUUUGUCUGAACGCAGGACGUCAUGGCGAAGGAACACUCAAGAACUCUUACACCUGUGUAAUAAAAUACCCUGCACCGACAAGCAAUGAAGAAGAAGCGGAAGAAUUUUGCCGAGCUAAUUCACCUUUUGCUUUGGAAUCAUUUCGUUAUGGAGAGCCCACUAAAUGUAUUCAUGUAAAAGAGUACAGCUGUGAGGAAAACGAGGAAGAAGUUAUGGGGAAAUGUUUCGCACUGGCGGAGAGCAAAGGAAAACCGUUUUCUCGCGAUGCAUGCCCUCCAGAAUACACUUUACAUGUUCUUGAAAGCAGAGAAGAAUUUCAAUGGAUUGCAGUAUCCUUCCGACAAGCGAAGAGAGUCUGGGUGGGAAAUUCUGGAGCAAAUGCACGAUUUUUGAAACCAACAGAUUUCAUAAAACGAAAGCGACGAAGAGAUAAUGAAAAACCAAUAUUCAUUCGGUUGAAAGAAAGUGCGAAUCCUAGCGAAAGAAGAGGACAUGCCUACUAUGGUCAAACAAAUUUGAAAAUUCCAUACCUGUGCUCCAGACAAGCAGAACCUUUUGCAGAAACUCUCGCUCACAACCGAGAAUAUUUGGAGGACAUUGGAAUAACAAGUGCUUUCAUGGAAGGAAAAGAUGGGAAUCGACUUUUUGCGUCUUUCAACAUACGGUUCGCCGUAGAAGCCAAACAGUUUCAAGCAAACUUCGAAAAAAUCCAUGAAGCGUGCAAUGUUUUUGGGAAAGGCUUUCCCGUUUCUCGCGACGAUUUCUUGACAAGAGAUGAGUCUGCUGCAGUUCUGAAAAAAACUGGACUUAUUUUAGCAAGGGUUUCAGUGGGGCGUGCGCCUUCUUUUACUAUGAUGCCAGAUAAAGCAUGUAAAAAAGAAAAGUACUUUGAAACAAAUAGGAAAAAAUGGAGCUACUAUGACAAAAAUGGAACAACAUUCGUGGUUGCUGAUAAUCACUGGAUGAUUGGAUAUCCAGACAACAUGUGUUCGGAUACGCCCAGAAUCACAGUUGGUAUGGCUUCGUCUGGCUACAUAGACAUUCCAGCGAUAGCUCGCAAGUCCAUUAUAUGUUCAAUAGGCGACAACAAAGAUGGCGGUGCAAAAGGCCCUCGCACAGGAGCGCGACAACGCGGAGAAUAUUGCAAUAAAGCGGCUAGAUACAAUAAGAAAUUGAAACGAUGCGAAUGCCUUGACCCCAAAUCUGACGGGCGAGUGGUUGAUCCGGAAACAUAUGGACAUUACCCUAAGGGCGUUGUGUGCAUGUCCUGCGCAACUUCUGAGAAGAAAAGAUCAAUUCUGUUCCUUCUUGAUGGUAGCGGAACUUUAGGAAAUGAAGGCUGGAGAAAGGAGCUCGAAUUCGUAUCCACAAUUAGCAAAGGUGUUGGAAACGCCAGAACUGCAGUAUUAUUCACA